CGGCAGCCGUGAAAGGACACGUGCGGUUAGGAUUGGCCACUCCGGGCACCCUUACCUUUCCCGGCAGCCCCCACGGUAGCGGCGGCGGUUGUCAUGGGGCGAGUUUGAACCGCCGCGCUUCACCAAGUCCCCCGCUGCGGCAAGGAAGAAAUAUUUGUUUUCACAUGAUAUAUGGAGGAAUAUAAAAAUUCAUGUGAGCAGAGUAACCCUGGCAGGAGCUGCAGAGGAACUGGCACUUGCUCCAACAGUGGGCAGCAUGAUUGGAAGAAAUAGAGAAGAGGGGACCCUCAGGAGCCCUCAGCUCCAGCUAGAAGUAAUUGCAGCCAGUUACUUGGGAGUGUGAAAGAAGAAUGUAAGCUGUAUCUAGUACAUCAGAAAAUGUGAAUAUAUCCCCCACUUUGCUUCCAGCUUGUACCACUACAAAGAGCAUGUUCUCAAAAUUACUUCCACAACAGAGGCCAGUUUACAGGUGACUGUGGAUUUUUGGUAUCCUUAUAUUCUAUUCAAUGUGAUGGGACCAAGCAAACCAGCCACAUCCUAUGAUCCAUUUGCAUCCAGUAUCCAAGCAGAAAAGAAUGAAGCGAGGACCCUCCAGACACAGCUCCAGUUUAAUAGAAACGUUCCUGCAGCUCCAGAGAACUUGGCUGUCAGAUUCUCCAGCCCUCGUCCAAUUAUAAUAGAAAAGCUGAAGCCACCUGAUGGUCAGCGAGAUCUAGGUGGUGGUGAUGACACCAAUUUAAGAAGUUCUGUCACAUUUUCAGUCAUAUCUGAAGAGAAGCUAAAAUUGGCCAUCCACUUAGCCAAAAGGGAUGUAAAACGAAGACACCUGGAAGAACAAGUGAAAGAAGCUGAAAAUAAAUCCGUGUUCCCCCAGACAUCUGAGCAGUGUAAAAGCGAAGUAUCUGAAAAUCCUGCAGAGAGGACUGCAUCAAAGUCUCGGACAUGCUUGAAAUAUCAUCAGCAACUUGGUCAACCCUCCAAAAUGGGGAUUACCGACUCUGGUGCAAAAGUGUAUCUCUACACUCCAAAUCGAGGCAAGUUAAAGCCACCUGUUUCAGAUUCGCCGCCCACCCAUGAUCCAGGACCAGGGCCCAAGCCAAGCCUGAAAAAAAUCGAAGAUAAAAGUACACAGGAAGUCAGACGACUGCAAAAAGAACUGAGAUGUUGCAUCCAGAAAAUUGAAGAACUGGCUAAAAGAGAGAGACGUGAAGAAAUCUUGGAUCCUGAUGAAGAGCGACGAGUUCGCAUUAGGAGGCAGGAGCAAGCUGCACGGUCUGCUCGGAUGCUGUAUGUCCUCCAGCAACAGGUAAAAGAAAUUCAGGAAGACUUGGAGAAGCUGAGUCCUCAUAAAAUCAAACACACAAAGAAGUCUCGAGCCAUGUCCAGAGUGGCAGCUGCCCACAGAGGAGCAAUUCGUGCCUUGCAAGUGUUUGCCACUCAAUUUACUGAUCAAUCAGAGCAUCUGGUUCCUGCGCAUUACAAGGAAUUGGGCAAUCUCAUUCGACAACUCUCUCUCUGUUCUGCCAAAUUAGAAAUGGAUUCUUCCAUUCCUGACAUCAUCAUAGACAUUCUGCUACAAAUUGAGGAUUUGGAUUCUCUGCUGGAGAAGAAACGAUCACCCAAAAAAGUGAAGAAAUGUCUCUCGGCAUCUCAGGGUAAAUCUCCAGUGAGUAGCGAGAUGUUUCCAGCCAGAGAGCAGAUUGCAUCUCCAAAGAAAGAGAAGAAACCACCCAUCUCAAAGAAGCGACUUGGACAAGAUCAGAAAAAACCUUCAGUAGCUAGGAAACUUCUGACUGAUGAAGAUCAACAUGUUGCAAAUAUUCCAUUGGCACAGAAGCGAAGCAGUCAUGCUGAUUUAUCAGAUCAAGAAUUCCAGCAAGGACAUGACCCCCACACCUCAGACAGAGAUGCAGUUUUAAAAACAAGUCAGGAUGCAUUGAUGAGAGCUGGAGCUGUGAAGAAAGCCCCUGUGCUUGAAAGUGGACCUUUGAAAAAGAAAGGUGUAUUAUUACCUGCCAAACAACAGGGAAUUCGUAAGCUUCCAAGAUCGAGACCUGUGCAGCCUCAGGCAAAGCAUGCCCGGUUUCAAGAGACCACUGUAGCUUUCAGGCUAAAAGAGACCAAACCACUUGUUAAGGAAAGUAGAAUGCCUUGGGUACCUCCAAAUCCUACAUCCCCACCUGCUUCACCUAAACGUGCUCCUUGGGGAUACAUGAAUGCUAGUCCCAAAGCUUCCAGCAGAGAACAGUCAGCUUUGCAGAAAGAGGGAACUGAAGAAGGAAGAUUAGGAGCCAUUGAAAAAGAAGCUCUCAGACUAGCUUGGCUUGAUGCAGAAACUUCAAGAAGGACGAAGGAACUAACGGAAUUUAGUAGAGAAGAAAUGGAGAAAAUACAAAAAUUGAGGUCAGAAGGUGCUUCUCCUACACAGCUGGCAGACAAGGUGGAGAAAGCAGUUCGGGAGCGUUUGGAACCUCUCUUGGAUAAAGCGCAGAAGGUCAAGCUUUCUUUGGAAACGCACACUCGUUUGAAGGAUUCUUCAUUUAUAAACAAACUGUCAUCCCAGGCUGCUGAAAAAGCUGCAUCCAAUGCAGAUAUGCUGAGUGAGAAGUUAUUGGAUGAUCUUUUGGAAGAUACAGCUCAGGAACUCUGGAAUAUGGAGCAACACAAGAAGGUGCAAGCUGAGGCUGUAGCCAUGCAUGACAGUCCUAGUCUGGAAACAAUGCUGCAAAGAAUGGAAGAAAUCGAAAGAUACCAAGAUGCGGUUCGCAGGCGAUUUAAUCAGAUUGUCUAUGCUGAUUCGGAGUUCUGGGCACAGGAAGAGAAAAGGGAAAGAGAGAGUGCAUCAAUAGAGAAAAGGCCUAUGUCUCCUCAUCCAAUCCAAAUAACCAAAUUGAUAGGACACAAAGAGUCCCAAGUGGAUAUUGUAUUUGAAAGACCUUUUGAUGGAAAGGCUAUUGAAGAAGAUGAGGAGGUGGAAGAGAAAUUGGAGACUGGAAAUGACAUUUGGCAGCCCUUGACUCACAAUAUAUCUCGGCAGAAGGAGCGCUGCGUUUUUCUCUCUGUUCCAAAGCACAUGCUCCAGAACAUCCUUGAUUAUAACAGUAGAUAUGAGCAGCACCUGAAACUUAUUUCUCAUGAGGCAGUAGGGCACUUCAAUCCAUGGCGCAUUGCUGAGAGCCUUGCAGAAGAACUGACAGAAGAAGCCUUAUGUGAUGUGGCAGCAGAGCUGCAGGAUGUAUGUGAGGAUUAUGCAGAAGCCGUGUUCACUUCUGAGUUCUUGCAGCCCACAGAGUAAACGCUUUUAAAUCUGCCAUCAGCUAAUGGAAUGUCAAAUCCCAGCCCACCAAGCAUAUUGGGUGCUUAGGCUUUUUUUUCAGUAUCUUUCUUCUUACUGAGCACAUGGAAUAAUCUGCUCAAUGUAUGGAUGAAAUUUGGAAGGGAUUCAUCUUGGUUUUUUUUUUUUAAAUUAUAAUAAAGAUGCUUUCCUUUUUAGAUUUCAGUGUAAUAAAGGUGCUGAAAAAGUGUUUGACUAUAAUAGAAGUAAACAUUUAACAGUAAAGUUUACAUAUGUGUGCAGAGCCAUUAUCAAUCCUUCUGUAUAUCUGUGAUUAGUUUUUCACUCUUUUGUGUGAUCUAGUGGUACGAGCAAAGCACUGAGAGUUAACGGAUCUGGGGAUGGAACCCAGAAUUCUCAAUAAAUUGGGCAAGUCACUUAACCACUCCAUGCCUUACUUUCUUCCUUUGUAAUGCUCCUUACUUGCCUCACCAGAGUGUUGUGGGGCUUAAUCAAUAAAUUAUUGGUCAGAAUGCACUUUGAGCUCCUCUGAAAGAUGCGCUGGAAAUACAAACUAUUAUUAUUUCACAUGCAUUUAAAACCCAAAUUGAAAAUGCUGAUGCAAAAAAAGUAAAUGUUGUUUGAUUUGCCUUCAGAUCAAACCAUCUAGGGCAUUCCAGUAUCACACAAGAAAGAUGCUGUUUAUUUUGUCUGACAACUGCAUUAGCAUUCUUCACAGUCUUGUUAGCUGGUUUUUGGACUAGAUGCAAUAAUCCAGAGAGGUGAUCCUCAUGUCACAGCAUUAAGUGGGUAUUUUGAACAAUAGCUAGAAGUGGUUUGAUUUAUUUGCAAGAAAGCUUGUGCUGCUGUACUAUUGCAACCCCCUUAUGGUUGUAACAUUGUUUUCUGAAUAUUUUACAGCACUAUGCAGAUAUGCAUAAACAUUUAACAGUCCAUACCAACAAGACUAUUUUCAGAAAAAAGUUAUUGGCACAGGUUUUCUUCUCUCCCCCCCCCCCCCUUUUUAAUACUAACCUAAAACAAUACCAUUUCAUCUAGCACCAGCUCCAUUUAAAGACCCAAUCCUGCAUUCUUUACUCACUUAAAAUGCCCAUUAAAGUCAAUAAGAAUUAUGAGUGAACAAGGAAUGCAGGAUUCAGCUCCAAAAUUGUGACAUCAAACCAUCUAGGGCAUUCCAGUGUCUUCCUUACUUCUCAUAGUUGUUCUUAGUAUUGUGGGGGUAUGGUGUGUAUGAUAUGUACCUGAAUACUUUAGAUUCAGUAGCAGGUUAGGGAUGGAAUGUGAGACUUGUAAAAUGUCCUUGCUUUUAUUGAUUUGUGUUGAGAUGGUAUUGCACAGAAUUGUCUUAUCCCCAUAUUUUUAUUGCACAAUAAAAAUAAAUAGAAUAA
Molecule: messenger RNA, 4683 nt
Organism: Mauremys reevesii (Reeves's turtle)
Lineage: Eukaryota; Metazoa; Chordata; Testudines; Geoemydidae
Product: KIAA0753 ortholog
Exons: 21
Coding region: 512-3295 (927 amino acids)
Biological process (GO): protein localization to centrosome; centriole replication
Cellular component (GO): centriolar satellite
Source: RefSeq, a predicted model, not a curated record